AUGGACAUCUCUGUUUUGCCCAACAACAACCACCCAGAGAAGUUCCUCCAGCUGGACGUUGGGAUGUUGCCGGCCACACAUGGCAUGUUCCAGGUCGGGUCAGUCCUAACCAGUCAGAGAUACUGGCAGAACAGAGUCUACUCCCAGAGGGAGCGAAGGGGAAACUCUCCUCCAUCCCCAGAGGCUACUUCUGUGGUGUUUGAUGCCAGAUACCUGGAGAAGCACAUCACACCUGUCACUCUGAAGUCCAACAUUAAAAGGAAUCCUCUCUACAUGGACAUAAGAUCCAUAGAAGUAGUGGACAACAAGAAGUCCAAGCCUUCUUGGACUGUCAAGGAGUAUGACACACAAACAAUCCACGGAAACCUCUCCGAUUAUUUAAAGAAGACCCCUAAAGAUCUGGACUUUUGGCUCGAGGAUCUCUACACACCAGGAUUUGACUCUUUACUGAAGAAGAAAGAACAAGUCUUCCAGUGUGAAGCUCGUGUGUUGUUCAUUCUCUCUGCCCUUCUGGGCUUCAUGGGAAUGGGAGACCAACAGUCCGUCAUGCACACAGGCGUGCACAAGUGCAACACUCAGGUACUGUGGCACUAA
Molecule: messenger RNA, 594 nt
Organism: Cottoperca gobio
Lineage: Eukaryota; Metazoa; Chordata; Actinopteri; Perciformes; Bovichtidae
Gene: minar2
Product: membrane integral NOTCH2 associated receptor 2
Exons: 4
Coding region: 1-594 (197 amino acids)
Source: RefSeq, a predicted model, not a curated record